UUUGAGCGGCUCAACAUGAGCGGAGGACCGGAGCACGAGCGCGGCGUGCAGACGGAGCGCGCGCCUUCCCGAGCGGGACGUCUGCACGGUGGAGUUACAGCAGUGCUGAUUAUGAUGAUGCGCGCGGCGCACGGAGCGACGCGGCGCGCGGCGCACGGUGACCGACACGAGGACGCGGCAGCUGCGCGGGGCGAGGAGGAGCGAUGAGGAGGAGAGCUAACGGGGUGCGUGCGCUCUCGCGUGCCCGGUGUCCGGUGCCAGUGUCAGGAGCUAUAGGAGGAGAAGAAGAUGAACUAGUGUUAUAAUUAAUAUCUUGUCUUGUCUCUGAUAGAGAGAGAAAAAGAAUGUGUGUGUGGGCUAUUAUGAGUGUGUGAGAGAGCUCGUGCGUGCGUGCAUUUGUGUGCGUGUGUGUGUCUCUGAGUAAUUGUCCACCACCGCAUAUACAUCAAAGAGCGCGGCGCGUGCGGGACUGAGGGCAGCCCGGCUGGAUGGGGCAGGUCGCCGCGGUGCCCCCCCGGACCCCAUGGAGACAUGGCAUAUAGGGUCCUGUCCAGCCGCCUCGCGCCGCCCUCCAACAAGCUGAGCCGGAGGUUCGUCUUCGUGUUCACGCUCUCGCUCUCCUUCACCUAUCUCUGCUACAGCGCGCUCUUCUGCUCGCGCGCCGUCAUGCCGCGGCUGCCCGGCCUCGAGGAGCACGGCUGCGUGCGCGCGGAGAGCGCCGGCGCCAAGAAGCUGCUGCAGAAAGCGCCGUUUUGCGCAGCGCAGCAGAGCACGCGCACACCAACGCCGCCGAGCCCCGCGCGCAACCAGACCCACACCGCCAAGCGCCAGCCCGCCGCGCAACCCGCGGAAAAAACCGCGCGCAACGGCACGAGCGCGCAGCGCUACGGCAACAAGAAGCUGCCCAACGCGCUGAUCGUGGGCGUGAAGAAGGGCGGCACGAGGGCCGUGCUGGAGUUCAUCCGCAUUCACCCGGACGUUCGCGCGGUGGGAACCGAGCCGCACUUCUUUGACAGGAACUAUGACAGAGGCUUGGACUGGUACAGAAGUCUGAUGCCGCGGACGCUGGACAGCCAGAUCACCAUGGAGAAGACCCCCAGCUACUUCGUGACCCGGGAAGCCCCCCGGCGCAUCGCCAGCAUGUGCAGGGACACCAAACUCAUCGUGGUGGUCCGGAACCCAGUGACUCGAGCCAUCUCGGACUACACGCAGACUCUGUCCAAAAAGCCUGACAUCCCCACCUUCGAGGAGCUGGCCUUCAAGAACCGGAGCCAGGGGCUGGUGGACACGUCCUGGAACGCCAUCCGGAUCGGCAUGUACAUCCUGCACCUGGAGAACUGGCUGCAGUACUUCCGGCUCUCGCAGAUCCACUUCGUGAGCGGCGAGCGGCUCAUCACGGACCCUGCCGGGGAGCUGGGCCGAGUGCAGGACUUCCUGGGCCUGAAGCGCAUCAUCACGGACAAGCACUUCUACUUCAACCGAACAAAAGGCUUCCCGUGCCUGAAGAAGCCCGAGAGCAGCAGCCUUCCACGCUGCCUCGGGAAGUCCAAGGGCAGGACGCACGUGCAGAUCGACCAGGAGGUCAUUGAGCAGCUGCGGGACUUUUAUAGACCUUUCAACAUCAAGUUUUACGAAAUGGUAGGACACGACUUCAGGUGGGACUGACGGGGGCUGAGGAAUAUGAACAGGAGACCCUCUUGUUAAUCAGUGAACGAGUCGUCCAAUCAGAUCUGCCGAUAAGCACCGGUUUGAACUAGGGGUGGGCGAUAUGGCCCUAUAAUAAUAUCACAAUAUUUUAUGGUAUUUUCGUGAUAACGAUACUUUUGGGAAUUUGACAAAAUAUUGAAUUAAAAAAAUAUAUAUA
This is a messenger RNA of Astyanax mexicanus (Mexican tetra), 1864 nucleotides long. RefSeq names its product heparan sulfate (glucosamine) 3-O-sulfotransferase 2 (gene hs3st2). Lineage: Eukaryota; Metazoa; Chordata; Actinopteri; Characiformes; Acestrorhamphidae. Bases 532 to 1665 code for a protein of 377 amino acids. Gene Ontology annotation, molecular function: [heparan sulfate]-glucosamine 3-sulfotransferase activity. The transcript has 2 exons. The record is from RefSeq and is a predicted model, not a curated record.